AUGAGAUAUCUUUAAUUAUAGAUUUCUAAUAUAUGUUUAAUUUUUUUUCCUUUUGUUUUUGUCUAAGAAACAUUUAAAAUUGGGUUAAAGCUGUUUUAAUAAAUGAAUAUAGUUCAGCACUUAAGCAAAAUUUUGCUGAUAAAAGAAAUGUAAUAAAAAUAAGCAUAAUACAAGUUAUUAAAUGUUUUCGAAAUGGGUUGCGGUAAGGGUGGUGAUAUGUAAAAAUGGAGCAAGGCAGGGACUGGACUUUGGUUUGGAAUUGAUAUAUCAGAUAAAAAGAAGAUAAGAAAAAAUAAAUUUAAAAAAUAUAUUUGAUGGAAACAAAAGCAGAUUCAGAUUCUACUUUGUUUAGAUCCAGACUACCAUAGGAUUUAUAUUUUGA
Messenger RNA from Paramecium primaurelia, 382 nucleotides. Lineage: Eukaryota; Ciliophora; Oligohymenophorea; Peniculida; Parameciidae. The record is from the annotation of a GenBank genome assembly.